GCGUUCUUGGUCUGUAUUUGCUUAAUACGGUACCUGUCCAUCAUGUCUGUAAUCAGAGAAUGGAGUCUUGAUGAUGAGAUACGAUUACUCAGUCUAAUCUGUGACUAUAAGCCUGCUGGUGCAAACAAGCACAAGAAUAUGGUGUCAAUCAUAGACAGCAUCAACAAGGAUGCUCCCAAACCGUUCAGUGCAAGCGAUAUAUGGGCAAAAUUGGAGACCCUCUACAAUCUCCCCAAGCUCGAUUCGCUCGAAGACUACAGAGAAAGUGAAGCUGAAGCUGAGGAUGAAGAGCAAGAGAAGGCAGAGGAAGACGAAGAAGAGGAUACAAAGGCUGGCGACAGUGGAGAAGAACAGGGAGUAAAGGAUGAGAAGGAUGAGAAGGAUGAGAAGGAUGAGAAGGAUGAGAAGGAUGAGCCGAAAGAGAGCAAGGAGAAGGAGUCCAAAGUAAAGAGUGACAAGAAGCGAGUCAGCAUCAAAGACGAGGCCAAGGAUGACUCGUCUGGGUUGAGUGAUGUUGAUUCGGACUCCUCGAAUGAAGGGGCAUCUACUCAAGACACUGACAAGAACAACAGAGGCUCCAGAGGUAACACAGAAGAGAUUAAUAACAGUGAAGAGGACCUGAACCAAGAAGACGAAGAAGAUGAAGGAAGCACCAAGAGGCGGAUCACCAGAGGGGUCAAGAAGAACUUGCCAGAAAAGCCUCGGCCAACAAAGAAGCGCACCCGGUCCUUGGCCAAGUUGGAUCUGGUGGAACCGGGACCCAAGCGAAGGAACUCCAGAGCUGCCACUCCUCCGGUGGCCAAAACCAAGAGGCGAACUCGGUCAGGGACACAUCCACCUCCUGAGGAGCUGGACGAUUCUGACGGAAAGAAAGAGGAUGAAGACGAUGACGACAACGAGGAGCAGGAGACUCCCAAGCCUGCAACGCGGAGAAACACCAGAUCCAGCGCUCCCCCUCCUAAGAUGCCGGUGAGAAGAAGUACCCGUAAGAAGUGAGGAUCGUUGAUCCCAACAAAGAAUCGAAGAACCAAUGCUGAUGUUCCAAGAACGCUCCGAUGAGGAUAGACUCGGAAGAACUGAGUGCUCACUACAGUGAUAGAAACCAGCAUUCUUGUCGAAGAACCUCUCGCACUCUAUUUCCACUGUAACAUGUACAUAGCUGUAUUAUAUUCCAAAAUGU
Messenger RNA from Suhomyces tanzawaensis NRRL Y-17324, 1180 nucleotides. It is a transcript of the gene EAF7, whose product is annotated as Eaf7p. NCBI's taxonomy places the organism in Eukaryota, Fungi, Ascomycota, Pichiomycetes, Serinales, Debaryomycetaceae. Gene Ontology annotation, cellular component: nucleus; NuA4 histone acetyltransferase complex. The record is from RefSeq and is a predicted model, not a curated record. Gene Ontology annotation, biological process: regulation of transcription by RNA polymerase II. The transcript has a single exon. The coding region runs from base 43 to 996 and encodes 317 amino acids.